AUGCAAGUUCUCAUCUUGUUUCUCCUCCCCAUGGCCUUUCUGCUGUCGCCUGGGACUAGGACUGCUGAGAUCAUCGGGGGCUGGGAAGCCCAGCCCCACUCCAGGCCCUACAUGGCCUACCUGAAAAUACGACGUGGAAAGAAGAAUUCUUACUGCGGCGGGUUCCUGGUGGCGAAGGACUUUGUGCUGACGGCCGCUCACUGCCGGGGAGACGCGAUCACCGUCAAACUGGGAGCCCACGACAUCAGUGAGGAAGAAGACAGCCAGCAAGUGAUCCCCGUGCGCCGGCAGAUCCCCCACCCCCAGUUCAACCAGAAGACCUUAAAAAAUGACAUCAUGCUGCUGCAGCUCACCAGGAGGGUGAAGCUGACCCAGGCGGUCGGUCUCCUCCAGCUGACGUCUGCUCGUCACCGAUGGAGGCCGUAUCCCACCUGCAGCGUGGCUGGCUGGGGCCGGACUGGCUUGAACGUGAGAACCAACGUCCUUCAGGAGGUGUAUCUGGUGGUGGUCAAUGAUACGUUCUGCCAGUACCGAUACCUUUACUACUUCCCCUCCAGCAUGCUGUGCGUCGGGGACCCUGAGGAUGAUAAGUCCAUUAAUCUGGGUGAUUCCGGGGGUCCCCUCGUGUGCCGCGGAGUGGCCGAGGGCAUCGUCUCCAGGUGCAUAAGUAACAGCAUCAAGCCUCCAGCUGUGUUCACUCGGAUUUCCCACUUCCUGCGCUGGAUCAAGGCCAACCUGCCAGAAAUCUAGCCACAUAGAGCCGACAGGGCCAUCUGCUUCUGCUACCCAGCCUUCCCCUGGACACAUAGGAUCAGACCUUCCUCUGCAUCUGGGCUUGUGACCCAUUAUCGAUUUGUGAUCGACAUGGUCCUCGUGGCCAGUCUGUUGAGGGCGCCCCCUACUGGGGAAAGGCCCAUGGCACAGCACCAUCUCCCUGAGACAGCCUCCCCCUCCGCCCCCGGAGUAAAUUGGAGCUACUGCCGCCUAUAGGUCCCUCUGAGCCAGCCACUCCACGGCGAAUUGGAACUGGCUCCCCAUAGCGUGGAAAGACCGUGUCCCGUGUCCCUUCCUGCUCGA
This is a messenger RNA of Pelodiscus sinensis (Chinese soft-shelled turtle), 1077 nucleotides long. NCBI's taxonomy places the organism in Eukaryota, Metazoa, Chordata, Testudines, Trionychidae. The record is from RefSeq and is a predicted model, not a curated record.